Carica papaya (papaya) is the source of this 2319-nucleotide messenger RNA. The record is from RefSeq and is a predicted model, not a curated record. NCBI's taxonomy places the organism in Eukaryota, Viridiplantae, Streptophyta, Magnoliopsida, Brassicales, Caricaceae.
AUGGAGAGAAAGCAUGAGAAGGUUUACAUAGUGUAUUUAGGGGGUGUCAGCCAGGGCCAUGAUCCUCUUCUCACUUCACACUCUCAGCUUCAACUCCUUUCUAAUGUCUUUCCAAGCAAAGAAGUAGCGGAAGACUCCAUUCUUUACAGCUACAAGCAUGGGUUCUCCGGCUUUUCGGCAAAGCUCAAUGCUACCCAAGCAGCCACCUUAGCAAAUAUGGAAGAAGUGAUAUCAGUAUUCAAAAGCCGGACAGUGAAGCUGCAUACGACAAGAAGCUGGGACUUCAUGGCACUUCCUCUAGUUCCCUACCGUCAUCGUCGUCGUGAUCAUCAAGUCCCUGAUCCAUUGUUUCACCUCACUCAUGGUGAUGAUGUUAUUAUCGGCAUACUGGAUUCAGGGAUAUGGCCUGAAUCAGAAAGUUUCAAAGAAGAACCAGGAACAGGUCGAAUUCCAUCUUGUUGGAAAGGAAAAUGUGUGCAAGGAGAAAACUUCAAACCAUCAACCGCCUGCAACCAGAAGCUUAUCGGCGCACGCUACUAUCUCCAAGGCUUCGAAGCAGAGUACGGCCCACUCAGCCAAACCGGCAACCCGGAGUACAAAUCUCCGAGAGACUACCUCGGUCACGGCACCCAUGUUGCCUCCAUAGCCGUAGGUUCUGUAGUCAGAAACGCCAGCUUCUUUGGGUUGGGUCAAGGCACGGCUCGAGGUGGCGCACCAAGAGCUCGCCUUGCCGUUUACAAGAUGUGCUGGGGUUUAAACAAUGGUUCUCGGUGUUCUGAGGCUGACAUUCUUGCAGCCUUCGACGACGCUUUGCAUGACGGAGUUCAUGUUAUCUCCGCUUCUUUUGGGUAUCCGCCGCCGUUGACGAGGUUCUUGGAGUCUUCGGCGGAUAUCGGAGCGUUUCAUGCAAUGCAGUUGGGUGUUAGUGUGGUUUUCUCGGCUGGGAAUAGUGGACCUCAUCCGGGUCGGGUUGAAAAUGUUGCGCCAUGGUCAAUUUCUGUAGCUGCUUCUACUAUUGAUCGGAAUUUUCCUACUCGGAUUAUUGUCAACGAAACUUUCUCUAUUAUGGGAGAAAGCUUCAUUACCAAUAAGAUUACAGGAACUAAAUUGGCGGAUGCAUCCAAGUACUUUUUUGAUGGGAGUUGCAGGACAGAGAGCUUGAAGGACCCAGAUAUAAGUAUAGAAGGAAAGGUGGUGAUAUGUUUUUCUAGCAGAGGAAAAGUCGAAGAUGGCGAUGCACAAGAAGCAUUAUAUGAUAUAAGAGCAUCUGUGUUGGUUUACGUUGACGAUCCCACAAAACAAUAUGCUGAUUUAGAUAUCAUCCCCACUGUUCGACUCGAUAUGGAUCAAGGCACCAGACUCCGCAAUUAUCUUUCCCGAUUUAUCAAGCUUCCAAUGGUGAGGAUAGAACCAAGCAGAACCCUAAUCGGAAAAUUACCAGCGCCGGAGGUUGCAUAUUUCUCUUCAAGAGGACCCAGUUCACUAGCACCUGAUUUUCUCAAGCCGGACAUUACUGCACCGGGAGUGAAUAUAUUGGGAGCAUGGCCUUCAAAAACUCCUCCAACCUUUUUCCCAGGCGACCGUCGUUCUGUGAAUUGGAAUUUCCUGUCUGGAACUUCAAUGGCCUGUCCUCAUGUUUCCGGCGUCGUUGCUCUCCUCCGAUCGCGUUAUCCAACCUGGUCUCCCGCCGCCAUUAGAUCGGCUCUAAUCACCACCGCGGACAGUAAAGAUAGAAGCGACGAGAGAAUAUUGGCUGAUGGAUCAAUGAAAGUCAGCGACCCAUUCGACGUCGGAGCCGGCCAUUUAAACCCCAUGAAAGCCAUGGAUCCAGGGCUUAUAUACGACAUGAAAGCCAGCGACUACAUUCAGCUUCUCUGCAACAUCGGGUACAACAAAACCCAGAUCGCCAAAAUGAUUAUUCUUCCAGGAACCAACGUAAAAUGUGGAAGAAAACAUGAGGAGCAGAUGAUGAACCUGAAUUACCCUUCCAUCACCGUCUUCAACCUCCAGUCCGCAGCAACUAUCAAAAGGACUGCGCGUAACGUGGGAAGGAAUAGAUAUGCCGUGUAUUUCUUGAGCAGUGUUGUGGAGCCUAAAGGAGUGGAGGUGAUGGUCUGGCCGAGGGUCUUGAUAUUCUCGCCGUUGACGGCGGAGAUUUGUUACUACGUGACGUUGACGCCGGUGAAGGAGAGCGGAAGGCGGUAUGAAUUUGGGGAGAUUGUUUGGUCUGAUGGAUUGCAUGGGGUCAGAAGUCCACUGGUUGUGUUUCUCGGCGACGCCAUUAACGUCCAUCACCACCAACUAUUCUCUGCGUUUUGA